AUGAGCCAGCAGUUUGCUCCACAAGCACCAUCUCAUCCCGUCCAGCAAGCAAACCGAACUUCUUUACCUAUGGUUUCACGCGCCGAGGUCGCAGACCACUCUCACUCCCGCUCCCACUCCCAGUCUCGAGCCGCGCCUUCUGUCGUUUCCCGUACCUCACGAUCGAGAAAUCACCACAGCCGAGGCCGCUCGCAAUAUGGGGGCUCCUCUCAUGUGCCGCAGAACGAGUUUCCAUUCUUUUCGCAAACCGGGGAUGUCGAGAUAGUCAUUGUCUGCGGUGGACAGGAGAAGAGGUACCUGCUACACAGUUUUACAUUGGCACAGUUCUCUGGCUUUUUCCAGGCCAACACAACUGAAGGAUGGUCUCGAGGUCAACCGCAACAAGGUGGCCGCAACGUCUCGUCUGCUUCGCGACCUGAUCAGGCCUUGAGUGCCAUCGGAGAGGAGUCUUCUCAAGUCAGCUCGACUGCUGGGCCCUCCCUUCCUGCCCCUCCUCACCCAGCAGCACCAGUGUCGGCUCCGACCCAAAGGAGGAGAUGGAGGUUUGAGCUUGACUGGGAGGACCUCGAGGAGGACGAUGAGCCCAUCUUGGUCCACAAGACCCCUCAGGGCAGUCUUUUUACUCCUGCAGCAGCGCCACCGCCGCCGCUUUCUCCCCCAGAACGUCCAAGACAUCAACACACGUCCUUUUUUCGUUCCAUGGCCAAUUUGACCUUUUCUCACCACGGCCCGGCCUCACAAUCUAGUGCCCAACUCGCAACGCCCGCCCCGGAUCCAUGCCUCACGAACCCGCUGCUCAGAGACUACGAUAACCUGUUCCGCAUUUUCUACAACUACGCUCCGGUUCUGAACUCCUCCAACAUCGCCUCCGCCUAUUCAGAAUGUAAGGCUCUCCUUUCACUCGCAGACAUGUACGACGCUCUUCCCGUUGUUGGACCUCGAAUCGACCAUCACCUCUUGCGGUUCUCAUCGCGGCUCUUCAAGCAGAUUGCGAAAUACCCGCCGUCAUAUCUCAAACUUGGCUACCUCGCACGAAGUCGGAUCAUCUUCUCGGAAGCAUUAACUCACGUGGUAGGCCAAUGGCCAGCCGCCCUGCCGUACAUCAAGCCGCCUGAUCACUCGGGUGCAGGAUAUGAGGUGCCUCAGUCAGUAAUUGAUUUGAUCGAAGACAAAGUCGAUGAACUUGAGGAGUUGAAGCAGAAGGUCGAAACGAAGCUGUACAGGUUGACUCUGACCACAUCUCGUGGUGAGAGGGUCAAUCCGGCAAACGACUAUCUUGGCUGGCUGGCCGUCAGUCUCUGGCGCCAGUGGUUGGCAGAGAACACGGCGCCCGAGAUUAGAGGGAUAUUGAAAAACAGUCCGAAUUCGCGACCCGGCAGCGGACAUGCGAAUGCGAACAUGCCACCGAGUGUACAUGGUCGACCAUUGCCGCCGGGGACCGUCGCUCAAAAUCCCAUGCCACCGCCUCCUCCCUAUCAAGCCCAUGCGCCUGCUCCCCCGGCAAUCAAUACAGGCCGCAUCUUUCGUCUGAUCGGUUCUUCCGACCCUGACAAAUUCCUCGCCGACGAUGAGCUAAAACGGUUCCUCAAACUCACGCCACCUGGCUCUUCUCACUCUCUUUAUAGUCGCGAAAAUCUCCGGAGAUUUGAACGCAAGAUUGACGAGAUCAAGAAUGUCGCCAGGGAUAUUGUGAAACCGUUGACCAGGAACUGCCUCGAACUGGAUUUGAGGAGUCUGAGUGACGGGGGAGGUGGAGGACUAGGCUAUUUGACGUGUAUGAGGUGCGAGGAAGACGAGUUGCCCUGGGAGCUUUGA
Molecule: messenger RNA, 1815 nt
Organism: Fonsecaea multimorphosa CBS 102226
Lineage: Eukaryota; Fungi; Ascomycota; Eurotiomycetes; Chaetothyriales; Herpotrichiellaceae
Exons: 1
Coding region: 1-1815 (604 amino acids)
Source: RefSeq, a predicted model, not a curated record